This is a messenger RNA of Symbiodinium necroappetens, 1167 nucleotides long. NCBI's taxonomy places the organism in Eukaryota, Dinophyceae, Suessiales, Symbiodiniaceae. The record is from the annotation of a GenBank genome assembly.
AUGGUGCAAGACUGGUUCGAGCAACUCUUCGGAUUCGUAGAGGUGGACUAUGACAGAACCAAGCAGCUGCUGAGAGUGCAUGGGUCGGAUUCGGGGCUUCUUCUUGAGAGCUUGGUGAACAAGAAGAGCUACUGCGUGGGCAGCUUCGGAACUCCCAGCCUUGGAGAGCUUCGAGCAGAGUUCCUCAGCCUCGGAGAGCACGGGCGAGGGCGACUCCAAGUGCAGAACGAGAUUGGGGACGUGGCAGCAAAACAUGCACUUCCCGCAAAUCGACAUGCCACAUUUCAGGUGGCAUCUCAAUUCAACUGCCUGGAGUUUGUGGGGCCGUCUGUAACUCCAGAAGAUGGAAUCACUGGCUACGUGCGGGACCGCACACAAGGUCCGGCCUGUUCAAUUGCAUGUGGCCCUGCGACGGCGUAUCGAAACUUCUUUGCUCCGGUCCGUGGCCAGACAGGUCAAGCAAGUCGGAAUCAGAUCAAUAACCUCGAGGAUUUGUGUGUCGAGAUCGACAGGAAAUCGGCGAAGCGGCGAAGGGGAAGCGAUGGAUUUUCCGGCCCUUCGUUGGGAAGCCGAUUUCUUGAGGUCCGUGGGGGAUAUACGCUCGCCUCGCACCGGCAACUAGCACACCUGAACGCCGUGCUCCGAAGCUUGAGCGAAGAAGAGCUGGACGAGCUGCGGCAGUGUCUGCGCGUGGGCCUCCACGCGGACGUGCAGGUCACCUCUUUUGCCUGGGGAUCUCGAGCAGUGAAGGACAGUGGGCAGCAGGUGACCCAAGUCUUUGGAUCGGCCUGCUCAGUUGCAUGCAACAGAGAGAGUUCGCAGCAAGACUGGGAGCCUUUGGCACGCUUGGUCUUGGAGGCCUCAUACGAGGCAACCUUGUUGUCAGCACUCCUCCAGGCUCGAAGGCAUGGUGGUGAAGAUGGCUCCCGGAGGGUGUUCUUGACGUGCCUUGGAGGUGGCGUCUUCGGGAACCACAUGGCAUGGAUUGCUGAUGCGAUGCGCCGUGCUUUCGCGUGUCUCCAAGACGAGGACUUGGACGUCCGCAUUAUCACGUACGCAGGCUCGCCUGCACCGGAGUUGGUGCGAUUGGAGCAGGAUCCCUUCGGCACGAAGUCCAAACCUGGUCCUCAGAGCACCGGCUCUUGCUAUGGUGGCAGUGGAACGUAG